Molecule: messenger RNA, 5090 nt
Organism: Drosophila teissieri
Lineage: Eukaryota; Metazoa; Arthropoda; Insecta; Diptera; Drosophilidae
Gene: MED26
Product: mediator of RNA polymerase II transcription subunit 26
Exons: 6
Coding region: 252-4715 (1487 amino acids)
Biological process (GO): positive regulation of gene expression; regulation of transcription by RNA polymerase II
Cellular component (GO): core mediator complex; nucleus; mediator complex
Molecular function (GO): transcription coregulator activity
Source: RefSeq, a predicted model, not a curated record
CAGCUGUCAUUGAUAAAAAUGGCGAAUUGUAAUAAAGUCAGGAAGUCGAAAAAAAAUUUUUAAUUUACUUUAGUUUGUGACAAAGAUACAACUUUUCUUAUUGAAGGAAGUGGGCUGGGGAAGCACAGACUAAACAUUCGAAGUGUGCACCUUUUAUUUUACUUUCUUGAUUUUUCCAUUUUGGACAGUAUUAACUUUUCGCUGUCCCUUGAAUCUCGAUCAGGGCAAUAUUUGUAUACCGAAAGAUAUAAAUGAACCAGAUUCAACUACAGGAACUUACUACUCACCUAUCCCAGGCACUUGAUCAAAACUACGAUGUCGUCAAUAUGGAUACAGUGCUCUCUGUUAUAUGUGCAUUGGAGGGCACAACUAUCACCAAGGAGCAGCUGGAGGCCACCAGAUUGGCUAAGUACAUUAAUCAGCUUAGAAGAAGGACCAAGAAUGAGCACUUGGCUCGACGUGCAAAAUCCUUGUUGAAAAAGUGGCGGGAAAUGGUGGGAAUUCAGCAAAACGCCACUGAUCAUUUGGCACAUCUCAGUCAAACUUCUUUCACACAACCAGCAUUAGAUUUGGCUAACUCCCCUAUCAACAGCUUCAUUGGCGAACCCAUUGCUCCUUCGCAGGAAAUAAUUUCCGAUAUGCAUUCAAAUAUUGAUUCUGCGGAUCCUCCGCCAUUGGGUAUAUAUACCCGGCUUCAUCCGAACUUCUCCAAUCUUGUAAAUGCUACAAAUAAUAGCGAUUGCCAGGAAAACAUGGCUGUAACGACAUUGCAUACACACAAGGAAAAGAGAAAUUUACAUCCUAUCCGAAGUAGCCACGUGGCAUCUCCUCUGCCGAUCGUCUUAGAUCAUUCAAUAAAUUCCGUGUUUAACUUGACCAAUGACAGCACCGUAAAGAUAAACGAAGCUCCGGUUGUUAUUGACAUUGCUUCUGAUUCCGAUGAAACUGAUAAUCACAGUUCGUUAAAUCAAGAAAAAUCUAACUCAAUGGUUCCUGCGCCAAUUCUAAUGCCAUCUACACCAAGCUUUCGACAACGAAAAUUAAAAAAGGAAAAAAAAAGUAAGGAUAGAGAAGGACAGGUCGCAACAAAUACAAGAUUUGGUGCAAAGGUCAGCGACGGGUUCCAGCAAGCAGCUCUGACAGCAGAUGCAGAAAUAUUUUCCCUUUCAAACAGCUCUAUGAGCUCAAUUUUAUCUGGAGAUGCUACAUCGAGUUAUUCACAGAAUAAAUCUCGACUAAACUCAAACGAAUUGACCUUCACCGGCAGGUUUAAGUCAGUUAAUAAUUUGGAUCUUUCAAACCAUAAAAACACAAUCUUUGUGACCGGAGUCAACGAGUCAGAGAAACAUAAAAUAGAUGAAUAUUCCGCUUACGAUUCAAACGCAUCAUGUAGUCGUUUAUCGCCUUUAACUGAAUGCGAAGUAAAGAAAGCUGAAAAUUUAGUUGAUGCUCAGUUAACUAAUGCAACCGAGAAUCAGAUGCCUAUCCCUACGGUCAGUAUCGGAUAUGAGUCGAACACUAGACAUGAGUAUUUGGAAAGCAAUUCGCCUUCCCAGAUCCCGAAACGACGUGGUAGGAAAAAAGGGUCAAAAGGAGUAGACUCGCUUAUUGCAAAGGAAUCAUCAAGCCUGUCUCAACAAAUAUUUUUUGGUUGCUCAACUGUUAAAAAGGUUAAGACUACUAAGGAACUUUUUAAUGAAAUUCAGAGCAGAAAAUUGAGUGUUUCUAUGCAAUCAUCUACGAGUAAUCUUUCAAGUUCGUCAACAAAUCGAGAUCUGACUUCGCAUAAUACAUUUCCGAGACCAACUUCCUCGUGCUCAGACACUUCAAUGCAUUCUCCACAUAUAUUGGAAACGUAUUCUGGAAGUGCUAUAUUUGCAAGUAAAGUAGAUGAUCUGGCAAAUACGGAUAGUGAUACGGUCACUUCAGAUCCAUCACACGAUAGUAAUAAAUCACAAGAGAUAAAGGAAUGUACUUCGUUGGAUAGCAAUAGCAAUUCUAUUCAGAGCUUACCGUUAGCAAAGAAAAGGGAAAACUUGAUUCCCAACAAUGUUAAUAAUAUCACCACUCAACUAAUGCAUUUAAUUCACAGCUUGAGCAGCCCCCUCAGUGAAAUCGAAACUGAGAAAGUCUAUCAAGAUCAAAUAAUACCCUGUACUUGCAUAGUUAUCGAAGAAGUUCAAGCUACAUCAGGAGAAUGCAAUAAUUCCACUUCAGAUAUUAUGUCGUGUAAUGCAAAAAAAAGUUUAAAUUCUAAAGACAAAAUUUCUUGCCACAACAAUCAAGAUAAUUUUCCGAUAUCACAGCGUUCUGUUAAUGGUGAAGUAAGUGACACUCAGCCGAAAUUAGUAAAGUCCAUAUUUGAUCUAGAUUUUGAUGAUAACGACGAUCCUUUAUAUUUUAUUAGGGAUGAAAUUCAAAAGCCUCUUGCUAGAGCUGAAGAGUCGAAAAAUAAUAAAUCAGAUAAUAAAAACAUAUCUCUUGAGGUAUCUCCACAAAAUGUUUCGUUAAAUAUCAUUAAUUUUAGCGCCGAUGCUCAACUAGACAAUUCUAAUCAAGAAAGAGAAACAAUUGAAACACAAAAUGCAAUGCUUCCUGUUUUUACGGUUCACGAAGAUCCUGAUUGCGUUGCGAGGCAAAGGUUUUAUAUACAAACCAACAAAGUGACCAGCUUUCACAUUAAUGCGUUGCAUAAUUAUUAUAUACCAAACAUAAAUGGUAAUUGGAAUAGUGUGGAAUCAUUUACAAGUUUUCAGUCUAAGCACAAAUUUAUGGAUACCAUGGAAUCGUACACAGUGACUAAUGGAGCUGAUGUUGUUCCUAAAUAUGGACUUCUUACAUUAGAUCGAAUAAGAAAAGAUCUAAGUUCAUUAAAAAGUAUUAAACCUUAUAGGGCGAAAAAUUUGAAAUCUUUAAUUUCACCGUUUCUUGGUGUUGCUAAGUGUUUACCAACGUGUCGUCGCGCUAGACGAAGGUUCAGAAAAUGUGUUACCUCGUCAACUGCGAAUAAUAUAAUUUCAAACAAUUUCGAAAGCCCUGAAAAUAUAAAAUCUUCCUUCAAGAACUGCAACCCGCUAAAAGUUACUAUUGAUGGUUCAACUUCUGUUAUGUACAGCCAUAAUGAAAACCACGUGCCAAUGCAUGUCAAUACCAACGUCGAAAAAUUACCGCCGUCGCAUUCGUUCUACAUUGAUGCUAUCAGUUGUAAUUUACUGAAGCUGGCCGAUGAUAAAGUGCGUGAUGACGGCAUCAGCGAUAAAAGCAGUAAUCACGGUUGCCAAGGUAACAGUCCCUAUAGCAGUUCUAGCAGUAGUGGCUACUCCGGUAGAAAGGAAGAUCAAAACUGUUUAAAUAAAAAUCUUCAAAAUAAAAGCACUGAAUUAAACAGCAAAAAAUCAGAUAUGAAGCGGAGAAAAAAAAUAAUAUAUUUGGAGGAUGGCACAAAAAAGAAGAAACAGAAGCGAAUGAGGACUACUUCCAACGGAACUUGUUCAAAUCUGCCUAGUGAUUUUAACAGCAGUGACAGCGAAAAUGGAACGGAAAAUGAUUAUAAAAAUGAGUACGAGAACAGUAAUAAUGAAGAAUAUGCAAUUGUUCAACGUCCCGUAGGUGAUGGGGAAAGUUGCAGCAAUCACAUUGUAUUGACAAUAAAAAAAACUCCAAGUAAAAUUAAUUCUCCAGCAAACUCUAUCACUGCAUUUUCUCCUCCUUCUACAGCAGAUACAGCAAAUUUAAAAAAAUCGAUUUUAGACUUGUGUCUGGAAGAUACAAAUAUAUCACAAAGUAUAACAGAAAUUCCAGUAACAAAGAAAAAAAUGGAUUUGUCUAAAACGAACAGGACAGGCGCUCAUUUUGCCUAUCGGCGUACAGUCCGAAAACCUGGCAAAAGUCAAAGUAAAAUGAUUGAUCUAGAAUUAAAACAUUUGUUUCAUUCGAAAGCAAAGACACCAUAUAUCUCUUCAAAUGUUAAGCUACACAACAAACUAUUUUUCCCUCACGAAUUGUCCAGGGACAAUGCUUCAGGCAUAAAAGAAAGAAUAUUAAAUUAUAGCAGUAGCAGCAGCUCAAGUUAUGAUGAUGAUAGCGAAGUUGAAAAUACUUCUUUCGUGAAGAAAGCUAAUGUAAAAAAAUGUUUAACUUACAAUAACCAUAAUUUUGAACCCGGGAUUGAGGUCAAAUUCCAAGACGAUGAAGAUUCACUGUUAACUUCAUUAGGCGAUAGUGAUAGUGAUUUUCAAGAUGGAAUCCAAGUAAUAAAUGACACGAUUGAUAAUUGCAAUGAUUUUCAAAACAACAAAAUGCUGGAAUCUUUUAAUUCAAUAUUUGCCGAUGGUAUACUGACGAACCAGAAAAAUGCACCCUAUGACAAUAUGAAACCAUCUCCGCAUAUUACAGCGCUCGAAUCACUUAAAAAUGAGAAUUCUGAUACUAUUACUAGAUAUUGUAACAAUAACAACUUAGAUGUAAAUUUAUCCAAUGAGCUCAGUAACAUCCGUGAGAAACCCAUGAAAUCCUUAGAAUCAACGAUAGAGCUGCAAUCAAUUGGCGUUGAGUACUGUACAGGGGUUCGAACAUCUUCAGACUUAGCCUCUACCAGUAUCUCUGAUAAAAACAUAACUAGGAUUCAAGAAUUCAAAGAAUGGCAUCAGGUUCUUCAGUUAAAAUCGUACAACAAUGAGCCCUUAAUCGUUUUGCCUUACGUCUUGCUUGAAUAAAUUUAACGUUUCUUUUACGCUGUGUGAUAACAUUUCCCAAACAAAAUGAAGAACAUGUAAAGGCGUGUAGCGAAAUAAAAUACUUUAAGAAAAUAUUUAUAACUUAAAUUUAAUCUCCUGUUGUGUACACUAAGUACGUUUUAAUCAGAUCACAGCAGGGUUUGGUGAUUCUAUAUUAACAGGAUUAAAAAGAGAAAAAAAACAACGGGGUUCGCAAUAAGAAUUUUUGUUACUUUAUACUGUUAAACUUUUUUUGUUUCACUUUUAGAAAUUUCAGUAAAUUUAAAGAGAUAAGUAACUCCACGUAAUGUAUAAUUGUAAAUAAACUAGCCCUACAUUUAUUUAGUUUCCCAAUAAAUUUUAUUAAAAAAAAUA